Messenger RNA from Clonostachys rhizophaga, 960 nucleotides. NCBI's taxonomy places the organism in Eukaryota, Fungi, Ascomycota, Sordariomycetes, Hypocreales, Bionectriaceae. The record is from the annotation of a GenBank genome assembly.
AUGUUCGGACGAAUCUUCGGUUCUACGUUUCGUAGCCUCGCCUCACUUCUCGCUGUGGCCACCAUACUGUUCUUCAGUCUUGCACUAGCCAACGUCGAUGACCCAGCAAAAGAUGUCGCACCAUACCACACCGAGUUCCCUCUCUUCCGCAGUGCCAAUAUGAACUGCCCAGACGAGCUAUCGACCGGCAUUGGGUUUCACUCGUUUCGAAUUCCUACUAUUGUCACCACGAAAACCGGCCGCAUCCUCGCCUUCGCCGAAGGGAGAAGAUUCAACCGAAACGAUUGGGGUGACAUCAAUUUGGUGUAUAAAAGAACAAAGGCGACAACUAGCCAUGGUGCUAGUGAAAGUGACUGGGAAAGCUUGCAAGAGGUGAUUUGCAAAGGAGAUGGGACUUGGGGAAGCCCUACCCCUGUCGUGGAUGGCGAUACAAUAUAUCUGUUCAUGAGCUGGAACGAUGGCCAGUACAGCCAAAACGGGGAUGAUGACUUGCCAAAUGGCGAGAGAACAAAGAAGGUAGAUUCUACGUGGGAAGGGAGGCGGCAUCUGUGCCUGACCAAGAGUACUGAUGAUGGCAAGACCUGGUCGACGCCAGAGGACCUAACAAAAACACUUACUCCGGAUGGAAAGGCGUGGGAUGCCGUUGCCAACGGCCGCAACAUCGUUGGGCGUGGCACUCCUGGCCAGCGUACCUGGACAUAUCAAUCUCUACCAGGGGUCGGAUCAGAGGGGACUAUCGCCCAAACGCCCAAUGGCAAGCUAUAUCGUAACGAUCGAGCGGGGAAGCCAGACGAUUAUACGAAAGUUGCUCGAGGGGAUCUUUCAUCUUUCGGAGCUUUUGCACUUGAUACCGGACUCCCGGACCCAGCGUGUGAGGCUUCGACCUUGCUCUACAACUUGGCGAAUGAUGCUGGACCUGCUCGAGUGUUGUUUAAGAACUCGGCUCAUAAGGAUUUGUGA